Molecule: messenger RNA, 13835 nt
Organism: Pocillopora meandrina
Lineage: Eukaryota; Metazoa; Cnidaria; Anthozoa; Scleractinia; Pocilloporidae
Source: the annotation of a GenBank genome assembly
CUCUUAUUAAAAGACUCCACUGAAAUAAAGAGCGUUUGAACGAACAUUAAUUAGGAAUACUGUUGGCAAAAACUUCGAGGUAAGUGAGCCCAUUUAUUCUAUUGUAUAUCGCGGGUGAAUUGGUUGGUUUGGAAGAAAUAUCUCGUUUGUAUUGUGAAAGGUUUGCUAUGCACCAUUAUUAGUGCGCGCGUUGAAAACUGCAAAAUCGGAGGAAAAUGUAACAUAGUUAAACGUAACACAAUGUGGGGGCUCUUAAUCCUUAGUAUGCCUGAAUUCGCGAGCGCAUCGGCCAGUGGGUAAAUGAAGAAUCCAAAGUUUUGCAGUUGAACUGUUUUACUUUUGUUAUACAAAGCAUUCCUCCUUCGUUUCUUGAUCUGUGUGUUGGCGGUUUCAUAGCUUUGACAAAACUUCGACGCAUCUUAAAAUGAUUACAACAAUUUUUUUUUCUUUUCUUGUCCAAUGCGUUAACUUAAAGAUAUCAGCGUUUUAGGCAUCGAAAAUGUUUUAGGCAUAGAACAUGCCUCAUCAUAAUCAACUGAAUGGAUGUAUUUUCAACAAAGACAUCGAUUGUAAAUUUUGUUUGACCGCGAAGGGUUUUUUUUUUGCUAGACGUAUUAAAAAAAAUUCAUUUCCUCACGGUUGGGAAGACUUUGUCUUACCAUUGCCUUAUCUUCAAUUCAAUUUAUUAAGGAUUGUAAGCACAGCUCACAAAAGAUCGUACCGACCGCGCCGCGAGGUAAAUUAACUACAAUAACUCUUAUUUUCAAAACCUAUGUCGUUUGUCGCUAAGGCGCCGACGUCAGUAGGAAACUUAAUGCCUCGGGGUGAAAUGAUAUGUAUCUGAUAUUUGAAAUAAUUGAAUUCAAGAGGAAGUGUGUGUCAGUCAAGUCACAACCUUCGAUUAUUCUAGAAAAGAAUUGUGAACUUUAAGGAGACCUCGAAUAACCUCGCGAAUUUAUCUCUGAACAAACAUUUUACCUUUGUUUACGAUAAACAUACGAUCAUUCCAGUAACAUUUUAUGAAAACAGCAGAAAGAUGAUGAAUUCAACGAUUUCCAUGAGUUUAUUUUUGUAACAAUCUCGAGAAGAUAAUCAGGGAAAAAAAGUUAAUAUUACGAAAACAAAACGAUGUAAAAUGAAGGAAUCGAGGUGGCUGGGUAAAAUUUAAAAAAGAUAUCUUAAUAUUAGGACAAUUUAUAAUCAAAUGUUCAGAUUAUGAAAUGAGCUGUGAACGUUAAUCAGGCUAAAGUAAUGAGAACUCAAAAAGUAUUAAUCCAAUUUUAUUACGUGCGUUUCUUCCCGUAAAUUCCCAGAAAGUUAUCCUCCAAUUGCUGAUAUAUUUUAAAGAUGAAUUGGAAUUUAUUUCAUAUUUCGCAUAAUAUCAACACCGAAAUUUAAAUACUGACUCAAGUUCUUUGAGGAACACAUUGAAAAAAAAAUGAAUUACGGGGUUUUGGCCUGACUGAAAAAGGUUUUGAAAAAUCUAAUUAUUUCACGAGUUGCUUUUUUUGAAUUUAGGGUAAAAAGAUAAAAGAAAAUUAAAAACGACUGAAUCAACUUAAAGAAAAAGAGGCUUUGGCUCCAUGGUUGUAUUAGGAUCAAUUGAUGCUAUUUCCUAAUUUUAAUAACAAGCCUGAACUAAGUGACCUGAAAUAGAUAUCGUUAAAGAUGAUAUUUAGAACUGAUAAAUUACUCGAUUAAGAAUGAUCUAGAAACCAUAAUAACAACAAAUUCCAAUUUAUUUCAUCGGAAACGUUUUUCAUGAAGACAAAUGAUACUUUGCUAGUUGCUGAAAGUGUCGGUAGAACUGUUGUAUAGACGUCAUUGAAUAUUUAAAAUCAGGAAACGUGCCUUGAAUUUAAAUCAUUUUUUGACAAUGGAUUUUCAUCUUUGAGACAGCCAUUUCUUCAAGGAAAAUUUAAUGAAAAAGACAGCCUUUGACGAAUCAAGCGCCGAAUCUAAAGUGAACUAGAGUUUAAAUGGAUUUGUUUAGAUUUGGUGAGAUCUGAAUUUCAAAAGGUAAUCAGAAAUGAAAAAACCGAUAUUGAAUAUAGAGAAGUUUUUGCUAAAGCUGGUUGUUGAAGCCGUUUUGCGACUUCAAGUCUUACGAGUUCGCAUGUUGCACUAUAGAUUAAGUAUAAUCUAAAUUAAACUUACUAAAUUUUUUUCUAAAGUACUACGAUUUGAAGAGAACUAUUCAGAAUGAGAAGAAGGCCCCCAUGCCUGAAGUUUAGCACAUUAAACUCCGGAGAAAGGCCUGGGUUCCAAUUUUGAACCUGACAAAAAUUCUGGGAAAUAAUCUUUGAUGUGAAAUUUGGAAUAGCUCGGUACUCAUAAAUUUUUCAAAGGCUAACCAAAUUGCACGAGGUUGUAGGGCGUGUCCAAUUUACACUUAAUUUUAACUUUCUGCACUGCAUGAGAUAAAUUGACGUAUUCUUAGUUAAUGAGCAUGCUGAAAUUUUUGCAUGAUUAUUAGUAAAAAAAUGGCUGUCUCGUUAAGUUCAAGUGUAAUCAAAGUUCAAGCGUAAUCAAGUACAGGUAUCCUGUUGGUUUACUACUCAGUUUCGAACUUGAUCAAAAAGUUAAUACGCUUUUAGAACACCUUGAAUUUCUGGCUUGUGAGGUUGUUGGUAACUUCUGUAAGACAACGUGAUUAUUACCGCCUGAAAGCACACAAUGCCCCCACGUUUGACCACUGUGUUGCACUAGUCACCAAAAAGAUAUUUUCUUUCAUAAUUAGCUAAAAUACGACACAAUUAGUCCCGAAAUGUGUCCCUUAGAUGAAUUUAGGUGAAGACUAGUCAAGCAAUCGUGUUAAUUAGACAAAGAAACGCGUUAAUUCAACAGCGCGAAUGUUUUUUUUCUUCGUGUUUAUUGGUUUCGAUAAAAAUACGAACGUUGUUUGACGAAACUAGAGUUAACAGUUUAAUGCGUCGCAUACCAAAUUGAGCGGUUUGCACUUGUCAAAUAUUGAUCCAUACUUUUCCAAAUCUUCAUUUACAACCUGUUAUAAUGUCAUUAACAUUCUCAGUUCUUUUAUGAAUUUUUCUUUUAUGCCUAUUUUGGUAUUUGUUUGAGCUGGUGAUCUAACCAUCUAACAUCUUGUGGUCGAAGAGAAAUUCCUCUCGAAAAAAGGUAAAUUUUGUACGUAAAACUGCGACACUAUUUAAAGAUACCAUAGAUCUACUCUUUUCUUUGUAACGAUAACAUCAAAAACUCAGACAAAAAAUGAAUGUGAAUUUUAAUCGAAAUUUAUAAAGCCGUUUCCAAAAGAGAGCCUUUUAUUGCAGACAACGAUAGAAUUGUGUGUGUUUUUAUAACCAAAAACCCAUGGCUUAAGAAUAUAUUCCAAAUAUUUAUCCCUCAAACGAUUUGAAUAUAAAAUACUGCUCUAAAUUGUACAUUUUAACAAGUAUCCAGGCCAGAUAAAUUAAAUUUUUAGUCAACGUUUGACUGCGCCUGACGAUAAAACGAACUGAACCGCAGUAUAUUGUGGAUGUUUUUAAGCAACAGCUUUCUGCAUAUAAUUUGUUGACAUUUGACCACCUGAGUUUAUCCCCGCAGCAGGUGGCAAACCAUAUUACAAGCAAUUAAAAACCACAACAUAACUUUUGUUACACUGCAUUAAGUUGCAACUUCAUGUUCUGUGAGGCCAUUUGAACGGACUUCCAGCGAAAACUGUCAAUAUCAGCGGCACCAUUUCAAGUUUCUGAGAUCCCAGGGAAACUAGCCGCCAAAGCACUCAAACUAUGGUGAGAUGUAGUUUUAAGAUAUCCGCCUACAGGAUGUUUUUUACACUAUAUUUUCGUGUUUUCUUUUUCUGCCGUGCAGUGUAACAAAUGUUCUAAUCGACAGUCAUCAGCAUAGCAAAGAUACAGCAAAUCGUUUGUGUUCAAGCUUGACAGCGAACUAUUUUCUCACAAUAAUAUUUAGGAUUUCGAGCAUUUCGGAAGACAAAUUUAAUUGACCCAUUUUCCGAGUUAAUUAGUCAGAGGUUGUGCGGGUUUUUUCUUAAAGAUUAUUCAAUGAGUAAAAACCUGACAAUUUAAGGAAACUUUCUAGAAUAAUGCAGCUACUCGCAAACAAUUUCAACCAUCUAGCAUGAUUCCUGCUCUAUUGCCCAGUUAAUGCGUUUUGUGGAAUCAAUCCAGAUAAUUUGUUAAAGAUAACAUUGUUUUUUGAAAGGAAAUGUUUUGAAAAUGAAAUCUUUAGUUUAAAUCGAAUUAAGUAACAUGAAAUCAGUAUCCGCUUAGAUUUUAAAUUCGUCCAUGAGAGAUACGUUUAACAUGGGAAAAAAGGGUAACAAUCCUUUUUUGCUUUGUAAAACAAAUUAAAUUCAACUACUUAGAGGCACAAAACAUAAAAUUACAGCUUACAAGAGACUGUCGUGUUGUAGCAGUGAGCGAAGACCUCCUCCAAAUAGCCCAUAGAAUUAAGGCUAUGACAAAUUAUUAUAUUUCUACCCAACAGACGGAGUAUUUUCUGCGGUGUAUGAUCGCCAUUUUGCGCUUUGAACAAAAUCAACAAUUUUCACGACAAUUAAAAGCGCAGAGCCAAAUGCAAGAUGGAGUAAACAGUGUUGAAAAAAAGAGCCAGCGAUUCGUGCUUGGAUAUUACAUGGGUCUCCGAUGUAUACAAUUUCUUAAGAGAGAGAAUUCUUGAACUAUUUACCCAUAAAGUUCAGCCAUUCUCGCAGAGCGAAUUAUUCCCAAGAUUUUUGGAAACUUUAUAAGAAAUAAAACGGUUCUUCUUAUCUUAAGACGAGAACAAAUGCGCUUGUACAGCUCUGUUAAAAAUCAAGAAGAUCGAUUUCUUAAAGUGCAUUUGAUUUAUACAUGUGCUUUUUCAGUUAUGUUUUCAAUCGUGUUUUUCUCGUAAAUUGCUUUUAAAACGCUGCCUUUGAAAUGUUUUGGCAGGCCAAAACCACCUUAAUCCCCACUUAACUCCUUUUAACAGAAUAGUUUGUCGUACCACAAAGCUUGUUUUCUUUUCAAACUAACCGCACGGAGAUUUGCGUACAAAAUGCACGUGAAAUUCAGUUAUUGUGAAGGAUGGUUUUCUCGUCAUGUAAUUACCACUUAAGUGUAGGUUCAAUUUUAUGGGUACACAUUAUAUGCGGUGAUAGUUCUCUUCCUGUGUGCGAUAGUUUUGAAUUCAUAUGUUCUCAAAAUUUUCGUAAAUGUUGUGACGCUGCUAAACUUUCAUCUAAAUUCUUUCGAUGGAUUUUUCAUUCAUCCCAUUGGCCUUCUGUUAGCGCACUCUUUAAGGUCUUUCAAGGGCCUAUCUUUGGCCAGCUGGGUUUGUAUUCCAUGUUUGAUAUAAACUCCGCUUUUCUGUCUCUCCAGCUUCCUUCUUAUUAUGUUCAGGCCUAUUACGCUAAUGCCAGUCUUCAGGUGUCCUCUGUGGUGUUGCAUGACGGGAAAUCUUGAGAGAGGACAAAAUUAUGCUCAUUACAGGGAGGGGCAGGGGCGUUGACACUUUUACACUUUCCUGAUCCCAACCCAUGCUGAGAGUUUUCUUUUUAGUCUUAUCGCGUGCUUGACGGAUAACUCAAGCGGACAGCCUAAUAGAUCGCGUCCUUAGACUUAGGAUUGGAAGGCCUGGCUUCGAGUCUUCGGUAAGACACUUAUCUCUUGGCAUGCAUGCCUCUCUCUCUCCUCUCAGGAGUAUAAAUGAGUUCUCGAUGAAUUGCCAAGGAAACCUGAUGAUAUAUUGAGUGGGAAAGGACUAUCGUCCCAUCUUGUUGGGUACAGCAACACCACUUGUCGCUUAAACUGAGAUUUGUUGCGCCAUUGCAAGUGUGGGCGAACUGGUUCGAGCAUAGAAUAGAAUAUUACCUCUCUUAUCUUUGUCCUCGGUUCUCUCAAUGCGGACACCAAUUUCACGUGAUUAUUUCCCAUCACUUUGUUAUAUUUUUCAUUAUUCUAUUUCAUUCAUGUUUUUUCUCUCUCACACGACGAUGUGAAGCUGAUAAAAAGUUCUUUUCUGUCCCGGUUGAGAACACAUUCUUUUACUGUUGUGGUCGGUGAUAACCCACUUGAAGAAGAAUUGUUUCAACCAUGAUGUCAAGAUGGAAACAGGUGUCUUCUCUUGUUCGCUCUAAAGCACUGGCCCCAUCUGUGGUGAGUAUUUUAAAACUUCUUCCAGAACUCAUUAUGCUCUCAAACAUUCAAACACACCAUCAUGCCUUAACGUUCACACCAUCAUACCUUAACGUUUAAAGGUCUUCAUAUUGCAUGGUAAAUCGUUUCUUCAUUAAGAGAUCUAUUGAAAAAUGAACUAUUUUCGCAAUUUUGUUGCCACCGCUUGUAUCAAGACAUGUUAAACCCACAAGACGUUGUUAAAAAUUAUAUCUCUUUCGCCAUUGUUCACCAUGACCUUGGAAAAUAAUGUUUCUUAUUUUCUUCUAUCAGUGUCAAAUUCUGUUGGAAAUCAAAUAACUGAAACUGCUGUUUCCUUUUGUUUUUAUCAAUAGUAUUUCGUGUUUUUUUUCUCCGUCACCCGAGGCGUUUAUAAAUACUUUCGAAGUAUUAUGUAGAGUUGCCUAGUUUUGUUUUGUCCUCUUUCUUUCACACCGUGCCAUGUUCAUGGACUUCGGACUUUGGACCCUUUGUCUCAAUAAAUUAUCUGAGAUAAAUAGAAUUCGAAAACUAGUUUUUACUUUUCUAUCGCUCAUCAUUUUUAUCCGGAAGAUUAGAUUCCUCUUUUCUCUCAGACAAACAUUUCACAGGUUUUAUCAUUUUCAAUUCAUUUGUCAAAUUGAGUGCAAAGUCCGGGGUAGUAUUUCAGGAUUUCUAUUUUAUUGCUGCCAAGAUAAAAGCAAGCAUUUAACACUAGAAACGCUAUUUUUUCACUCUGGCUUCUAUUCCUUCUGCUAUUUCAUUUAUCGCAAGUAAAAACGCUUCACAACCCUUUUUUUUUAGUUUUCCUUAAGGAAAUAUAAACGUGGCAUUUAAAAGCUCAAUAAGAACAAAUGCCUUUGAGCGCCUUCAUGGCGCAAACAAAUCACAAGUAUAAAACACCUUGCUGGGCCAUUUUGAGAAAAUAUCGUUUCUUUUUAAAUGAAAACAAAUCCUCGACAUUUAUUUUACGCUCGAGCUCUAUGCACUUCACAGUUGUCACCCAUAUUGAGACGUGAAAAAUAAUUGAGAAAGAGGUUUAAAGCUAUUUAAAUUUUCUCAAUUAAAAUACGCUGUAACCAUAGAGGAACACAUUUUAGCUAUUAUCGAACACGAUGAUGAUAUGAGAAAAGAAAACUCAUUUUGUAAAGUGUCCUUAAGUUCUCGAGACGUGUUAAUGUUAUCUCGAGAUGGUUUUCCCGAUAGUAAAAUGUCAUAAAUAUUUUAGGUGAAAAAUCAAUCUUCUAUGAUGGCAAGUGUAAAUGAACCAGCUAUUAUUUUGCUAGGAAGCGAGGCCCGGAAAUAAUUUCCAUAUUGAAUAGACUUUUUCAAUGAAAGCGUUCAUACAUGCGUCGAAUUAUCGAUCAUUUAAAAAAAAUUAGGUCUGGAAGACAUCGAAAAUUCAUUCUGAAUCUAAUUCAUUUUGAAGUAGGGAGCCGUUUUCGGCGUUUUGCGGCAAAAAUACUGCAAGUUUUGUUGAAUUUUUAUACGAAUAUUUAUAUUUCAAGUUGCACUUUUCGUGUUUGCAUUUGGCCAUCAAAUGAGGAACUCUUGAGGAGGAGACCAUUUGCAGUAGUGUUGUACAAUAACGGACUAAUGUAAAGCUCUUUGGAAAAAUACUCACUUGUCGAAAAAGUAUGAUACCCAUGGUGAGACGCUUUCUUCCACAAGGAGCUGAUUUCUGUAAAAUAAAGAGAAAUGACAAAACUGUCGUUUUAAACAGAAUUCUAAUGUUAUGCUUAAAAGAUUUACCAAUUUAUUUGUUUUUAGCAGCCUUCGAGUUACACGUUCACCCCAAACAAAGAGGAAGUCAUUGAUUCAAGGUGAGUAACUUUGUCAUUUGCUUUUUCCUUUGAUUCAGUUAAAAGAUCUUUUCGAUUUGCAAUUUUACUCUAUAAACUUUGUCUUUUUAUUUCACCUAUCCCAGAGAGAAAUCGAGAUCGGCAGGGGAAAACUUCGACAAAAUAAACGCUAUUUCAAAUGCAAAUUGUUCAUUUGCAAUGCGUAACAGGAUAUAUUACUUCGUACCCUAAACCUGAAAGGACUGCAAUGGUGUCAUUUCUCUGUGUUUGUGCCAAUGAAUUCUCUCCCGCCGUGAUGUGGAGAAGAAAAUGCAUGAAAGAAGUAGGGCUAAAUAAUUGUCCCUUCAUCGAGUCAAAAAUUAAAAUGACAUGUAAAGAUGUUUACAACAGUGAAACAGAUUAUUUUCACUUUCAAGAUUUAUUUACGAAACAUUUCUUAUCAUGAGAAGUGAAGUCUGGCUUUAGUUCAAUACCAAUUUUUUCGAUGAUUAUAAAUAUUGCCACUCGAUGUCUAACAAGCGUAUUUAUCGGAAGCAAAGAAGACAAAAGGCUUUUUUCAUGCUUAGAUCUUCAAGCCACGUGAAGUUACAUUAAUUAAUAAGUGCUAGGUUUUCAACGGCUGAAAAAACACGGCAACCUGAGUAGCAAAAGGAAAGCAAUUAAGAAGAUAUUCUAUCAUUUUGUUCACGAAAUAAAACAAAAUUGCUCAUGGAAAAUUGCGACGGAUAUAAUUGUUUGCGAAAAUUUCUGUAAUUAUCCAGAAGAAGAUCAUGUAAUAUCAUUGGUAGUGUCGUACCCAAGCCUUUCACGGCCAAGGGGCAAAUACAGUUACACGGUAGGCUCUGGGUACGGGAUUAUAUCAGUGGUCAACUGAUAGGCAUAAUGGAACUGAUAUGCCUUAAUUUUGAAUAAUUUCUCCCGUAUACUAAGAUACAAAUCAUUCAUUCAUUUAUUAUUUCAUUCAUUCAUCAUUCCUUCAUUCAUUCGUUAAUUAAUUCUUUCAUUAAUUCAUUAAUUAACUAAUAAAUUAAUAAUUCGUUAAUUUAUUCAUUCCUUAAUUAAUUCAUUCACUAAUCCAUCCAUUCAUUCCUUCAUUCAUUGAUUAAUUCAUUCAUCGAUUCAUUUCUUUAUUCGUUCAUCCAUCCAUCCUUUCAUCCACCACUCACACAUUCAUUCAAAUCAAACCAAUCGCAGUUCGUUAUUUUCCCGCCAGAUUCAGGCUCCGUUACAGCACCACAUGUAACAGUUACUAUAGGGACUGGUCUGAUGCCAUAGACCCAUCCGCACAGGGGGUCAUCUCGGGAUGGGACAAAGUGUUGUAUUCAGUGGACUCCGUUCGCCGAACAGUCAAUGAAGAAAUUGGACAGGUCAUUUGGCUCUACUGAGUCUUUUUUUUAAUUAUUUUCUCAGUUGAUUUGAAGAUAUAGGAUGGUUCAAGUAGAGAAGCUGAGGUUUUUCAAAGGGGAAGGGGGGUCAAAGUGUUUCACAUAAUGAUAAACUAAAGGAAUAUCGAAAAGCCAAAUUAUUUCGGUAUUUUUGAACGCCAAGGCUAAAAUAUUCCCUCCUCCAUCGCUUUAGGUGUAUUUGGAGAGAAUACCUGGGUCCAAUACAGGUUACAUCAAUUGGCGAAUCAACUUCGGCUGCUGCGGACUCCAGGUGGAUGAGGUCACCUUGCGCUUGUUAUGCUUAGAAGACUAUGGGGGGGAGAUUGUUGUUACACUAACUGGUCAUCCGGGAGAAAAACGAGUUCGAUAUCCUAUAGGUAAGUGAUUAGUUAUACAUGGGCCGCGAAUGGAGACUGGAACUUAGUCACGUGCUUUUCGGAUAGACUUCCGAUAAUAAUUGGGUAAUUUAACAAUUAAGGUGGAUUUCAAACAUUGUUUUGGACAAAGGUGUGCGAAAAGACUCUGUGGAACCAGUCAUCUAAUAUAAAUUCACGUUUUUUAGAAGUUUUUAAACUGUAGUACACGAAUAGCAUCUAGCCGUCACUCAUCGUAAUAAGAUGGAAACUUAUAACCUUAUUUUUAAGGGGGGGGGGCACUCCAUUAUUUGGACCCGGCCGGGUAUGUGCCUCCGUACAGAGUGUGGUACUUGUGGUCUUGGGUCUUAAUGAAAGGAAUUUCUUGAACAGGACGUCUUUUUGCUGAAAGUCUUAAGCAGUGUGAAUACAGCUGCGCUUAUGAAAACGUUGAAGCAAUUAAGAGGCAGUCUAACAAGUGCUUUUAGGUUUUCAGAACCAAGUUGUCCCUCAGGAGUUAAAAACAACCUCACAAACCAUUAAUUCGCAGGAUUUUAACAGCGCAUGACGUUUCAGGUGAAACUCCAUCUAACACACACACUCAAACAACUUCACGAUAAUCAUGAUAAUCAUCGUAACAAUGACGUCUUUUUUUAUUUUUACGUUUGUUACUCACAUUCAAGUGUCAUUUCAGGUAGUGAUUAUGUCACAUUUACCGAGCUACAGAAUUCAACGGAGUUGACACUGACCAUUCAUUUCGUCGGGGAGCCAGGCCAGGUCACUCGGCUAUUUCCACAGAGUAUCUUGAGGGGCAUGGGAUACCCACUGGACUUAAAAGUUAUUCUAAAGGUGUGUAUUGGCCUGGUCUCUCAGUUAAAUGAACUGGCUAAGCCACUCAGCCGUAGUGAUAGGCCUGGUUACUAAGGCAAUCCCAGAGAAUCUUGCUCUAAGGACGUAAGACCACAACCACGAGUAAUCACAUUAGCCAAUGAGCACGGAAGAUAAUCUCAACGCGAGCCAAAAAAGGACACCCAGACUGCUAAAAGCGCGGGAAAACGCGAGUGGGCACCUAAAGCGUGAGAAAAUGCGCGUGACCAAGUCGAAAAUGGUUUUAGUUUUGUAUUUAAUUGGUCGAAAAGACGUUUAGACCUUAGGAUUUGGAAGGUUUACGAUACAUUUUAUUGUUUCUUCUCUUUAGCAACCAAUGGAGUCCUUGGGGAAACCCAGAAUUCUUAUCGGGCUUUUAUACAGCAGCUCGCAAGAGAUCGAGGUCGAUUCACGACAUUACAAACAGAAUACAACCAACACUGGUCAGGGAUUUCUCCAUGUUCAUCUCCUCCGAGGAAUGGAUUUGCCAGCAGGGAAGAAGAGCCCUCAAGAAACAUUCUCGAAAUGGUAAGAUAUUUUUAAUCCUUUAACAGUUAAGAAUGACCAGCUUCUAAUUUCUCCUUAAACUACCCCCCUUAGAUCAAAUGUAAAGGUCAUGAGAAUAAAGGAAAUGAUCAUAAAUUUAGAGAGCUCCUGAUUUUUAAGGAAAUUCUCCAUGUGAGCACCAGAUAAUGUUAAAGUGUUGAGGUUUAAGGCCUCUAUUCAUGACCCCGGGUAGUUUCCUAACCCGGCUGAAUCGCGAGAACAUUACCACAAGGGUUAACGAAGGGGGGAGGGGAUUGUGGAAAAUUGACUGCCAGUGAGGAGAGGGGGUCGUAAGAAUAUUACAAAGCCUUAUGGAGAUCAGGUAAAUUAUAUCGUGACAAAAACAAAAUCCUCCGCCCCGCCCCGGCCCCCCCCCCCCACCUUCCUUGCGAUAGAAAAUGAACGUUCCCUUUAUUUUGUGCUUGUAUUGGUUUCCACAGUUACCUUCUGCGCGAUGCUAAGAAAUCAACCAAGUGCAGAACAAAAACACGAAAAGGCAAAGAUCCUCUUUGGAACGAACAGUUCUUAAUCGUUGGCGUCAAUUAUCAUGACAUAAAGCGAAGAGCGCUCGAAGUAUGCAUCGCCGACGGUCAUUUUUCCAGCGGAAAAAAGGAAAAGCUUUUCGGGGGUGUUCGGCUCAGUCUCGGUUACAAGGCAGUCGUGGCUGCGCAAACCAAGCAAGUUAAUCAGGUGCUGCGGUUUCUAAAAGGAAAGGAAGCGAUGAGUGGUGAUGUGAACUCGAACUUUGGUAAAUGGAAGAGAGCAAGUGGUAGGAAACUUGUGGCGGAUGACACAGGACAGGCAACAGAAGAGGAGAGAAAUGAAGGCACAGAAACGAUAGAUACGCCAGGAAAUGCAAACAAAGUGGAUGAAAAAAGUGUUGUCACUGACAUGGCAAAUGGUAAAGAUGAAAGUGAAGAGACAAAGCAGGAAAUUGACGAGAAUGGACCGCAAAGUGCAUCGUCUGCCAGUACAGAAGUAAUGGCGACGGACCCUGUCCCAGAUCCCUCUCAGGAUGAGGCCAAGGCGAAUAACACCAGAAACCGCUUGGCUGAGCAACGCCUUUUCGAAGCAGUGAUGGCAUCUAUCAAGCACCUAGAACUCGCCGCACGUCAGACUGUAACGCAGUCAGAGUCCAGCGAAGAACAAGACAAAGGACUUGAAGAAAAACUUGAAAAGCAAGAAUCUCCCGAGAUUUCCACUCAGAGCAUCAACAACGGCGCUGAUGAAGGAAAUAAUGAUUCGCAAGAAGCAGACACUAGUGAUCCAACCCCUAACGCAGUAGAAACAGCAGACGAGAGUACAAGAAAUGAAAGUUGGAGAAGGAAUUCAUUGGAUACAACUAAAAAUUCCAAAAGCAAGAAUGUCCAAGAGAAGAACAUUUUGAACGAAGAUCAAACUCAACGAUGCAGCGACCAAGCUGAAGACUUGCUAAAUGUGAUCAAAAAUCAUAUAGCCGAUAGAGAAAAUCUGCCAACAAAUGAACCCGAAAAUUCCCGAACGGAACCCGAUCAAAUAUCGAAUGGACACAAAGACAAUGAAGAUCAAUGUACAGAUGAGAGAAGCGCUACGAAAGAAGAAAGUUUUCCUAAAAAAGGGUUGAAUCCUACUGAUACUAAAACAGAUAACUCGGUAGAAAUUCCUAAAGAAGAGCCCAAACAUUACUCUAAGCAUCCCACUCAGGAAAUAAAAACGGAAAAUCCUGAAAGCGAAAACAGUCUACCACAGAAGUCGACGAUUUUGAAGAAAUCGUCUGCAGGAGGACCAAACGACAUGAAGCGGAGCUCAUCCUUCACCUUGAAAGAUAUCGGAAAGAGACUAAGCUUUAGGCGCAGCAGCAAAUCAGAAGUCAGCGGAGAUAGCAGAUUGGAGACGGGCUUACAAACAAAUGCAGACAAGAUGAUGCUAGAUGCUCAAGGACUCGAAAUAACCCAAUGGACGCUUGUCGUGUCUCGGCCGAAGGAGUGGCACUACUGUUGGCACAUCCUCAGAUCUGAAAUGAUCAUUCUACACUAGACAUUAAUCUCGUCAAUCUUUAAGGAGCCUUGAAUAGUCAGAGGGCUGGUCAGCUAUGUUCUAACCGCUGAUUAGAAGGCACUUAGAGACAGGAGGGCUCAAGUCUAGGCUUGCCUCGGUCAACACUAGCCGUGGAGGUCUGGGUCGAGCAUUGAUAUAAAGUGCAAAGAAAGGCACAGACUUAAUAAUUAAAUAAGGGCUUUGAAAUCAUAAAGGUGAAGUUGAGUGUAGAUGUUGACUUAACAAUUGCAAUCUAAUUCGUGUUCGACAUCGAGUAGGUUUAGCUCAUACAUCCCCAACAGGUAAUCUGCUGAACUGUCAACUAUAAAAGCAUCCAUAAACGUUAAAAUCGAGAGAUAUGACCUGAUCUUUUUGUUAAGGAUCUUAGUCAUUCUUAUUUAUGAUAAUAACUUUGUUAAUAGCAUUAUUAACGAAAGUAUAUUAAUGAUGAUAUUAGAGAUAUAAUAGCAGUUAUAAUGAUAAUAAGUGAAAAAUGAUGUAAACUAAAUCAUGACCACCAGUAGGUUAGUUUCCUACGUUUUCUCACCUUUUAGUGUUAGGUAUAUCAGCUUUUAGAUUCCAUAAAUGAUAUCUUCCAUAAAUCUGCUACAAAAAUCUAACAACUGAUAUUAGAUGCGCAUGCAUGACAAACCUCUGUUUUUCACUUUCUAAUAACUUAGUGAGUAGUCGUAAGAGUUUUACUGUUUAUUAUGAAAUUAUAUUAAAUGUUAAGGAAUUUUUAACCGC